This is a messenger RNA of Drosophila bipectinata, 842 nucleotides long. RefSeq names its product splicing factor 3b subunit 6 (gene Sf3b6). Gene Ontology annotation, cellular component: cytoplasm; ribonucleoprotein complex; nucleus. Gene Ontology annotation, molecular function: mRNA binding. Lineage: Eukaryota; Metazoa; Arthropoda; Insecta; Diptera; Drosophilidae. The record is from RefSeq and is a predicted model, not a curated record.
GGUUGCUCAUAUUGUCAAUUUUGUUUGUGUUUCUUGGUUUGAGGCCAGACAGAAGAGGUCAUUAAUUUCAAACAAAGGACCCAGAGCACGCUUCAGGACAUUCAUCCCGGGUCAGACAAAGCCGACUCUCGCUUUCCAGACCGAAUAGUGAAAGUAGCUUGCCUUGUUGCUUCUUAGCUUCCGAGGAGGUCGGACAUGAAUAAGCGCAACCAUAUCCGCCUGCCGCCGGAGGUGAAUCGGUUGUUGUAUGUGCGAAACCUGCCGUACAAAAUCACCUCCGAUGAAAUGUACGACAUUUUCGGCAAGUUUGGAGCCAUUCGCCAGAUUCGAGUAGGCAACACUCCGGAGACCCGCGGCACCGCCUUUGUUGUCUACGAGGACAUUUUUGAUGCCAAAAACGCCUGCGACCAUUUGUCUGGCUUCAACGUGUGCAACCGCUACCUGGUUGUGCUCUAUUACCAGUCCAACAAGGCCUUUAAGCGCGUCGACAUGGACAAGAAACAGGAGGAGCUCAACAACAUUAAGGCAAAGUACAACCUGAAGACCCCCGAGGCCCCCUAAAACCAUCAUCAUCCUCUCCAGCGGCAGGCGGAUGACAUCUGCUUCAUAAGACACUUUCCACUGUAAAGGGAACAUUUUGCUCCAUUUAAGUGUAUACAAAAUUUUUGCUAUCUACUUGUAGAUUUUUUUGAUCGCAUUUUAUAUCGUUUGAAACUAAUCAUUAUCAUCCAUCCAUCACUCCAUCUAUCACAUGAAUUCAUUUGAUAACAUAACGCCACUCUCUCAUCAAAAUAACAAGCAAGUAAAAGUAAAAAAUAAAAAAAAUCGCAAAACCAAGCAAA